Otolemur garnettii (small-eared galago) is the source of this 1508-nucleotide messenger RNA. It is a transcript of the gene TPD52L2, whose product is annotated as tumor protein D52 like 2. Bases 14 to 802 code for a protein of 262 amino acids. NCBI's taxonomy places the organism in Eukaryota, Metazoa, Chordata, Mammalia, Primates, Galagidae. Gene Ontology annotation, cellular component: cytoplasm. The record is from RefSeq and is a predicted model, not a curated record. The transcript has 9 exons.
GUUCCGCUGGUUAAUGUGUUCGCGGCGAGGGACUCCGGGCGCGGCCUGUUUGUCUCCUGUAGCUUCGGCAACGCGGCUCAGGCACCCGCUACAACCCGGCUGUUGCCUGAACAUGGAUUCCGCUGGCCAAGACAUCAAUCUGAAUUCUCCUAACAAAGGUCUGCUGUCUGACUCCAUGACUGAUGUCCCUGUCGACACAGCUGUGGCUGCCCGGACUCUUGCUGAUGAAGGCCUAACGGAGGCUGAGGAAGAGGAACUCAGGGCUGAGCUCACCAAGGUGGAAGAGGAAAUUGUCACCCUGCGCCAGGUCCUGGCAGCGAAGGAGAGGCACUGUGGUGAGCUCAGAAGGAGGCUGGGCCUCUCCACAUUGGGGGGUCUGAAGCAGAAUCUGUCCAGGAGCUGGCAUGAUGUGCAGGUCUCCAACGCCUAUGUGAAAACUUCUGAGAAACUUGGAGAGUGGAAUGAGAAAGUGACCCAGUCGGACCUCUACAAGAAGACUCAGGAGACACUCUCGCAGGCAGGACAGAAGACUUCAGCUGCCCUUUCUACUGUGGGCUCUGCCAUCAGCAGGAAGCUGGGAGACAUGAGGGCUCAUCCAUUCUCACACUCCUUUAGCAGCUACUCCAUCCGCCACUCCAUAAGCAUGCCAGCCAUGAGGAACUCUGCAGCUUUCAAGUCAUUCGAAGACCGAGUCGGGACCAUGAAGUCUAAGGUUGUGGGUGACAGAGAGAACAGCAGUGACAAUCUUCCCUCCCCAGCGGGGAGUGGCGACCAGACCCUGUCAGAUCACGCGCCUUUCUAAGCCCACGCUGGUCUCACCCGGCCACAAAGCAAGUGCGUGCACGCUCUCCUCUUCAUAGCCAAGGCUCUGCGCUGCACGAUGGAGCGGCCAGCCUGGGCAAGUGGACAGAACUGGCUGGAAGACAAUUGUGCCCGUUCACACAGAGAUGUGGCUGCUGCGUUCGCAUGAUUUAGAGAUCACAGUCUUGUACACAGAUGUUUUACACUAAAGUUCGUAGAUGAAACACAUCACUGUGCCAUCCUUCCUGGGCUGCAGGAGGUGGACAGGGUGGAGGAUUUGGAGGGUGUUAAGCCAAAGCCCAGACUCUCUCCAGCCUCUGUUAGCUCAUCAGAAUGUCGAAGGGUUAAAGAGUCAUUUCUACAAAGUGGCAUUUUCUUACCUUCUCCUCCUCCCCUGACUCACAGAGGUAAUAUAGUCACCCAGAAAGCCACCCACCUGAUCUGAAAUGUUUGAUCUCAAAAUGCUGAAUGAAGAAACUGUUCCUUUUCUGAGACACCCCCCUCCCCGAAAGGAAACUGAUUAUCACAGCAGCUACCCGGUUGUUACACUGAGCUAGCUUUGACAAGAGCAAAUUCAUUAUUUUUUAAAUGCAGUGGACUUUUCAAAAUUAAAAUUAGAUAAAUAACUUUAGCCUCAUAGCUAGAGAAUAUUAUUUCUUUUGACUCAAGCUGAAAUACAGGCCUUACAUUGCCUUAUGCUUUCUUUG